CGCCAUGGUAUAUCGUCCACUCCACGACGCGUACACGCACACACCAACACAAACGGACAGACCCGUUGCCCAUACAAUAUUGUACAUCAAGAGAAGAGAGGAGAGAAGUAGUGUGCGGCCCACAGCACAGCUCAUCGACUCGUUUUCGGCGGUUCGGCCGAACAACAUUCGUCAGCCCGCAAACCGUAGUUCCCCUAACUCGUUGCCACCGACGUCGUUCCAGCGAAUUCUCUCCGCCACACACACACACACACACACUAAAUACGGCGCGUCGGCUAUAUAGUGCUGUCGUCGCCUCGCUCUCUCUUCUCACCGUCAUUCUUGGUCGCCGCCGCCGCCCGUCCAUCUAUCCACGGCGGUCGGUCGUUACUCGUUCUACACGCGUCCGGUGGGUUUCGGCGGGUGGUGGGUGGUGACGGCGAUCCGCACGGGGUUGCCGGGGCAACCGGUACGUCGGCGGCCGGCGAGCGCAUCGUACAACACCACGGCGACGACGCGAACGCGGGCGCACAAUGGAACGAACGAGGUCGACAACGAAAUGUAGGCUUAUCAUCAGUUCCCGCUUUGUGCCGGCCGUUCAAAUUGUCCGUUCCUCCUUGUUUGGAAACUCCGUUACAAUGACAGUUAAUGGCCAGCACUACUGUCUGCGAUGGAACAAUUACCAAUCAAAUAUGACCUCUGUGUUUCACCAGCUUCUUCGAAAUGAAUCGUUUGUUGAUGUUACUCUUGCCUGCAAUGAGAGCACACUCAAAGCACAUAAAGUGGUCUUAUCGGCUUGUUCGUCUUACUUCCAAAAAUUAUUGAUGGAUAACCCAUGUAAACAUCCAACCAUUAUAUUGCCUUAUGAUGUUUGUUUUAACGAUCUCAAGUUUAUCAUAGAGUUUGUAUAUAGGGGCGAGAUAGAUGUGUCUCAAGCUGAAUUGCAAUCUCUUCUGAAGACAGCAGACCAGUUAAAGAUUAAAGGACUAUGUGAAGUGCCUGAAGAUGAACGUGAUACAUCUAUUGUGGCCGAAGUAACUCCUUUGGGGCCUUUAAAAAGUGGUGGAAGAGUGUUCACAAAAUUACAGCGCAGAACUUCUCCUUAUUCAAAAAAAUUGAGUCCGAAUCAAAUUCAGCAAGAUCAGUUUAAUCGAAGUUAUUAUCGAAUUGAACAAUCAGGUUUUGCACCUAUUAAUGUUGAUCAAGAAAACAAAUCUAUAAAUACUAUCCAUUGCAUGACUGUAGCAACAUCAACUGAAGAUGAUGAGAAAGAAAUUAAAUCAACACUAACAGAUUUACCAGUGGUCAUACUAGAACCACAUCCUUCAUUAAAUUUACAAGCCCAACAACAGCCUCAGAUAGUACACAUACCAAUACCACCAUCACAGCAGCAGCAACAACAACAAUUGAGUCAUGUAACACAACAUACAAAUCAACCACAGUUGCAACAAGCAUCAGUUCAAACUCAUUCACAAAUGAUUAUCACAACAGGUCCAGUUAUGACAGUGAAUGAAGCUGAUAUUUCACCUGAUAUACAGCCUGUUGGGCCAAGGGCAACACCAGUACCAGUUAAAAAUAAUACAAGUCCCUCAUCAACACCUACACAUAGAGAUAUGGCUGUUGGUACAACAUGUUCAAAUGAUAUGAUGAGAAAUGAUGGAAGUGAGAGAAAAUUUGAAAGUGCUAAAUUUGAAACACUUCGUACUAUUGAUCAGUCAUCAGAUGCAAUUGGAAUAGAAAGACAACAUUCUAAUGAUCGUAAUAUAAAUGAUGAAGACAAUUCAAUGCAUACAAUGAUGAUAACACCCGAACUUUUGGGAUUAUUACCAAAUUCUUCUAAUGCAGGAGAUGUCAGUGAAGAUAGUUCUAGUAACAAUAUUAACAAACAGUAUGGUACAAAUGGUGGAAAAGGAUGGACAGCUGAUGACAUGGAAAACGCCUUAGAAGCAUUACGUUCACAUAAUAUGUCUUUAACCAAAGCAUCUAUAACAUUUGGAAUUCCUUCUACAACAUUAUGGCAGCGGGCUCAUCGAGCUGGUAUAGAUACUCCUAAAAAAGAUGGACCUGCUAAAUCUUGGAACGAUGAAGCUUUAAACAUUGCAUUAGAUGCUCUGCGGACUGGCACUAUUUCAGCAAAUAAAGCUAGUAAAGCAUAUGGUAUACCUAGUAGUACAUUAUAUAAGAUUGCGCGGCGAGAAGGAAUUAGAUUAGCUGCUCCAUUCAAUGCAGCACCAACUUCUUGGGGUCAGGAACAAUUAGACCAAGCAUUGCAUGCCAUACGAACUGGGCAAACAACUGUACAACGAGCUGCAGCCGACUAUGGUAUACCUUCUGGAACACUAUAUGGCCGGUGUAAACGUGAGAAAAUUGAAUUGUCCCGCAGCAAUCCAACCCCAUGGUCUGAGGACGCUAUGAUGGAAGCUCUGGAGUCUGUACGAUUAGGUCAUAUGAGUAUUAAUCAGGCAGCUAUACAUUAUAAUCUACCAUAUUCUUCAUUAUAUGGACGUUUCAAAAGGGUGAAAUACGGAGCUGGACAUCCCGAUGAUGAUUGUGAUGAUAUGAUCGAUUCAGAUACACAAAGUGAACAACAGCACAUUCAACAACAACAACAACAACAGCAGCAGGCAAAUCAGCAAGUACAGGCUACUCCAGUGUCUCAAAUAAUGUUGGUUCAAUAUCCAGCACCACAAAUUCAAAUGUACCAACAACAUCCAACUCAUUCAACCACUAGUUGAGAUGAAGUAAAAUACUUGCAGCCAUUGUGAUGUGUUAGAACUGCAAGUAUUCUCUGUAACAAUUUAUAAGUCUGACGGUUGUACUUUUUUUUUUUUUAUUUAUCUGUGAUAUUUAAACAGCGAAAACAUUAUUGUUAUUCAAUGUUUUUAUUUGAUCUCUUAUAAUACCUGUUGUAAGUUUUAAUGUAAAUAUUCAUAUUAAAUUGACAAAUAUGAUAAUACUAUUUCAGUACAUUAUAGUUUAUAUAUUGUGUGUAAUUUGCAUUACAAUAUACUUUAUAGUGAACAAUGAACAUAGUAUACAAAAUAAUAAUAAAUAAUAAUCCAAAAUGUUAAGACUAUGUGAAA
This is a messenger RNA of Rhopalosiphum padi (bird cherry-oat aphid), 3062 nucleotides long. RefSeq lists its product as uncharacterized. Bases 513 to 2714 code for a protein of 733 amino acids. Gene Ontology annotation, biological process: regulation of transcription by RNA polymerase II. The record is from RefSeq and is a predicted model, not a curated record. Gene Ontology annotation, molecular function: DNA binding; protein binding. The transcript has 9 exons. Gene Ontology annotation, cellular component: nucleus. Lineage: Eukaryota; Metazoa; Arthropoda; Insecta; Hemiptera; Aphididae.